ACGGAAGUGACGUAGCGGAAGCGAAGCGGCCGCCAUAGCAACGGCGGGAUGAACGCGCCUCCGGCCUUCGAGUCUUUCCUGCUCUUCGAGGGCGAGAAAAAGAUCACCAUCAACAAGGACACCAAGGUGCCCAACGCCUGCCUGUUCACCAUCAACAAGGAGGACCACACGCUCGGCAACAUCAUCAAGUCGCAGCUGCUCAAAGACCCGCAGGUGCUGUUUGCAGGGUACAAGGUCCCACACCCUCUGGAACAUAAAAUCAUCAUCCGUGUCCAAACCACGCCAGAUUACAGCCCCCAGGAGGCUUUCACCAAUGCCAUCACAGACCUGAUCAGUGAGCUCUCCCUCCUGGAGGAGAGGUUCAGGGUCGCAAUUAAGGACAAACAAGAAGGAAUUGAGUAAAAUGGAGCAGACUGUUACUUCUGAGGCAGAAUGACGUGUCUGUUACUGGAUGAAAUAUUUAAACCUCCACUCAUGGCAAAUAUUUUACCCCUUUGUCCCACUUCUGUUUUAUUUUUGACAGCAAUAUUUUUAAUUUUUUUUUUCAUAGCCAACAGGCACUUUGCCAAGAGGAUAAAUGUCAUGUUGGAUUUGGUGGAUAAGUCAUUAAAGUGAUUUUUAGUUUUCUAAUUGGAGCCUUAAGGCAAAUAUUUGUCCUGGGCUGCUGGGGAGGUUGCUGUGGGUAGGAUUCCAGCAUGAGAAGCUGCUCAGUGACAGCUGGACAUGAACUCUCUGCUUUUCCUGCCAAAAAAUCCAGGCACUGCCAGCUGAACUGGUAUUUUGUUUUAUUAAGUGUCAUUUCUAUAAAACAAAUGCACAAAUUGUGAAAACUUACAGUAAAAGGAACCGGAUGUUUACAAUGA
Zonotrichia albicollis (white-throated sparrow) is the source of this 863-nucleotide messenger RNA. RefSeq names its product RNA polymerase II subunit J (gene POLR2J). The record is from RefSeq and is a predicted model, not a curated record. Lineage: Eukaryota; Metazoa; Chordata; Aves; Passeriformes; Passerellidae. Gene Ontology annotation, molecular function: DNA binding; protein dimerization activity. Gene Ontology annotation, cellular component: RNA polymerase II, core complex. Gene Ontology annotation, biological process: transcription by RNA polymerase II.